UCAUAUAAGGUGCACCUGACCGUUGGUGAAGCCUCAUCAGUGAGGCAUUCCUGGUUUCUUGUAGCCAGUCAUGAAGACAACGUUUGAAGACUUGUCUUGUUUUUGUCAGCGAACUGGAGACUAAAAACUUUGUACUUCCACCAUUUGGAACGUGAACAUUUUGGAUUCUCGUCAUCACCUUUGGCUUCCUCGGGAGGCGCCUGCAGAAGUCAGAGGAGGUAGAGAGGAGAGGAAGACCAUGAGCGCCACGCACCACACCAUUAUCUCCCGCAACAGCACCUCCAAGUGGACCACCAGCUCCGGCUUCGGUUCUCCUGUGAACGCGUACCGGCCCUCCGAGCUAAAGACCGCCGCCGAAGCCUCGCCGACGGCGGUGAUGCUGCAUCGGGCCCCCCACCCAUUCCCCACGGUGGACGUGCCCGACCACGCCCACUACACCAUCGGCUCCGUCAUCCUCGCCAUCGGCAUCACCGGAUUGCUCGGCAACUUCCUGGUCAUCUAUGCUUUCAGCAGGAGCCGCAGCCUGCGCACGCCGGCCAACAUAUUCAUCAUCAACUUGGCCGUCACCGACCUGCUGAUGUGCGUCACGCAGGCGCCCGUCUUUUUCGCCAGCAGUAUGCACAAGAGGUGGAUCUUUGGCGAGAAAGCGUGUGAGCUGUAUGCGUUCUGCGGCGCGCUGUUUGGGAUCUGCUCCAUGAUCACGCUGACGGUGAUCGCCGUGGACCGCUACUUUGUUAUCACGCGACCCCUGACCUCCAUCGGCAUGUUGUCGUGCGAACGGGCCCUCGCAAUCCUGGCGGCUGCAUGGGUGUACUCGCUGGGGUGGAGCCUGCCACCCUUCUUCGGAUGGAGCGCAUACGUGCCUGAGGGGCUCCUGACGUCUUGCACGUGGGACUACAUGACCUUCACGCCGUCGGUGCGAGCGUACACCAUGCUGCUGUUUGUCUUUGUCUUCUUCCUGCCGCUCCUCGUCAUCGUCUACUGUUACGUCUUCAUCUUCAGAGCAGUCCGCAACACCAACAAGGCGGUGGGCAAAGUGAGCGGCAGCGGGGUGCACACCCACGUGGCCUCUCGCGACUCAGCCAAGUCCUUCCAGCGGCUGCAGAACGAGUGGAAGAUGGCCAAGAUCGCACUGAUUGUUAUUUUGCUCUACGUGGUCUCCUGGUCGCCGUACUCCACCGUGGCGCUCACCGCCUUCGCCGGGUACGCCGACAUGCUGACGCCCUACAUGAACUCUGUGCCUGCCGUCAUCGCCAAGGCCUCGGCCAUCCACAACCCCAUCAUCUACGCCAUCACGCACCCCAAGUACAGGGUGGCGUUGGCCAAGUAUAUCCCGUAUCUCGGCACACUUCUGUGUGUGCGGCCCCUGGAUCUUCGUUCGGCGAGCAGCAGUUUUGUCUCCACACGGCGCUCCACUGUCACUAGCCAGACCUCUGACAUCAGCGCACACUUCCGACGAGCACACAGCAAGAGCCGCCUCUCCUCUGCCUCCGACAGCGAAUCGGGCUUAACAGACACGGAGGCGGACCAGUCCAGUCUGAACUCUCGCCCCGCCAGCCGCCAGGUGUCCUGCGAUAUCAGCGGGGACACAGCAGAAUUCUCCGAAUUCAAACCAUCGUCUAGCUUCAAGGGGAAAAUGAAAAAUCACGAUUCGGGAAUCUUUGAGAGGGCAUCGUUUGACAUGGACAUUUCCACGACUGGCGUCAGCGAACGCAGCGGCAUUCCAAACCAGAGCACCGACGUGGCCGACAUUCAUGUGAGCAGAAGCGCGCUAAGUCGCAUCCCGAGCAUCGUCAUUACCUCAGAGUCCAGCCCCUUCCUUCCCAUUGGACGCAGCGGGUCACGCUCUGCCCGCGCCAAGGCCACCUACAGCAGCACCGGGGUGGGCUCUGGGUGAGCCACGUCCUAAACCGCCUGCUUUCCAUCCACCUUCGAAACACACACAAAGCCAUAACGAGAAGUGUUACUUCUGUCAGUUUCGUCAAAACAUUCCAAUCACAAUUACAUUUUCCAAAAAUAAAAUUUCAAGUAUUUACAUUCAACAAAAUGUUUUCAAUACCGUAAUUUUCGGACUAUAAGUCGCACCGGAGUAUAAAUCGCACCAGCCAUAAAAUGCCCAAAAAAUGAAAAAAAAACAUAUAUAUGUAUAUAAGUCGCUCCUGAGUAUAAGUCGCCCCCCCACCCAAACUAUGAAAAGAAACGCGACUUAUAGUCCGAAAGUUACGGUAGUUAUCAACAGGACGUUAAAUGUGAUUUUUUUUGUGUUUUGAUGACAUUGUGAGCGUGAGGGUAACGUGACUUGAUUGUGUUGUUAUUUUACUCAAUAUAUUUGUGUUAUUUCUUCUGUUUGUUUCCUUGACAACAAACAUGAGUUGGGAGUCUGGCUUGGAACUGUUGAUGGGCCUCUGUCAGAGCAAACAAGCAAUAAGAUGUUUUCGUUUGCUUGCUCGUGUUGUCACAAGUCAAGUAUUUUAUUUUAUUUUUCAUAACCUUCUAAACCUAUAAUGUGAAGUACACUGUGUAAAAUCAUGUUGUUGCUGUGUUCUUUCAAGGACUUAUUGUAUCUGUAUGCUUGUGUCAUUGUUUCUAUUUUUAAUUAAAAAAAACUUCCCAGUCCA
This is a messenger RNA of Syngnathus typhle (broad-nosed pipefish), 2618 nucleotides long. RefSeq names its product opsin 4a (melanopsin) (gene opn4a). The record is from RefSeq and is a predicted model, not a curated record. The transcript has 12 exons. Gene Ontology annotation, cellular component: membrane. Gene Ontology annotation, molecular function: G protein-coupled receptor activity. NCBI's taxonomy places the organism in Eukaryota, Metazoa, Chordata, Actinopteri, Syngnathiformes, Syngnathidae. Bases 239 to 1897 code for a protein of 552 amino acids. Gene Ontology annotation, biological process: G protein-coupled receptor signaling pathway; visual perception.